AUGAAGUUUCUGAUCGACGAGUUGGAAGAUAGGCCCAGGGCGGCUACUUUUCUUACGUCGCUGGCCAACUACUCAAACACAAUCCCGACAGCUGACGACCCGGAUGUUAAACCAGUACCGCCUGCACGUAUGGGCACGCUCAUUGGUGUCUACCUGCCCUGCAUCCAGAACAUCUUCGGCGUCAUCCUCUUCAUCCGUCUGACAUGGGUGGUCGGUACCGCCGGGGCUAUACAAGGAUUCCUAAUCGUGCUUACUUGCUGUUGUACGACUAUGCUUACGGCGAUAUCGAUGUCUGCGAUCGCGACAAACGGCGUGGUGCCGGCGGGCGGCUCGUACUUCAUGAUCGGGCGCGCGCUUGGCCCCGAGUGCGGCGGUGCGGUCGGGAUGCUAUUCUAUACAGGCACCACGCUAGCUGCUGCAAUGUACAUCGUCGGAGCUGUCGAAAUUGUUUUGUAUGGCAAGCUAUGA
Messenger RNA from Arctia plantaginis, 468 nucleotides. The record is from the annotation of a GenBank genome assembly. NCBI's taxonomy places the organism in Eukaryota, Metazoa, Arthropoda, Insecta, Lepidoptera, Erebidae.